CUGGUAUUAAAAUGUGACUAAGAAGUAUAGAAAUCUGAAGCAUAUGAAUGGGACGCAGACGUAACGGUCAAAGAUGUCAAAAAUAAGCAUUGUACUCUUCAUACUUCAGAGCAUCAUUAUUGUCAACUCCUUAGCCAAUCUCUGUCCGCCAUUUGAAGACCUACAGCCAUGUGGAUGCGUCAGUGAUGGGAAGAAUAUUCGAAUCGAUUGUUACCAAAUCACCUCUGUAGAAGCUCUAAAACCAGCAUUGUCCAGCCUCAAAGGAAUCAAACACUUAUUCAUAGAUUUCAUUAGAGCGCGUCUGGACAGUGUCCCAUCCGAUCUUUUCAAAGGACUUGAUAUCUAUAAACUUUCUUUCACAAACUGCGACCUCAAAAGCUUUGGUGAUAAAGGUCGAUCAGCCCUGGAAGGACUUGAAGAUACUAUUGAGGAGUUUUCAAUUCACUUCAGCUUUGAAGAAGAUAACGAGCUGAAGUUCCUGAAUGUUAGCUCUCUUCGAGUUAUUGAAGAUUUGGAGAUUGAAGGGAACGAAAUGACGAUAUUAGGCAACGAGUGGUUUGCAGAAGGGCCUCACAGCCUUAAGAAUUUGUACAUAAUGACGAAUCUUCUACAAGAGUUGGGAGACCAAGUUUUUCGACCACUGUCUAAUCUUAAAAAUCUUUGGCUAACCGGUAAUCAACUGAAGGCUCUCAAAAGAAGCAUGUUUCCUUCCCCCGCAAACCAUCUCACAACUCUUGACCUCACAAACAACGAAUUAUCCAGUCUUCCUGAAGACAUGUUUCAAGACAUGCCAUCAUUGAAGGAAGUUAUUUUAGCAGAAAAUGAACUUACAACUCUUCAUGAAACAACAUGGAUACCAGUGUGGUCCCGUUUAACGAGUGCAUAUCUGGAAAGUAAUCCCCUAGAUUGCGAUUCCCACAUUGAAUGGACAUUUGAUAUUAGGAGACCCUACGUUCUCAAAGGGGUCUGUGUCUCACCCGAGAGUAGAAAAGGGAAAGAUCUGAAAAGACUUAUCGAUGACAGUCAAUUAGGAUUGGAUGUUUAACGGCAAAUCACUUUUAAUAAAUAUUUUG
Molecule: messenger RNA, 1073 nt
Organism: Uloborus diversus
Lineage: Eukaryota; Metazoa; Arthropoda; Arachnida; Araneae; Uloboridae
Product: oplophorus-luciferin 2-monooxygenase non-catalytic subunit-like
Exons: 5
Coding region: 74-1045 (323 amino acids)
Molecular function (GO): protein binding
Source: RefSeq, a predicted model, not a curated record